Messenger RNA from Drosophila innubila, 1786 nucleotides. RefSeq names its product tRNA-dihydrouridine(16/17) synthase [NAD(P)(+)]-like (gene Dus1). The transcript is spliced from 5 exons. Bases 156 to 1679 code for a protein of 507 amino acids. Gene Ontology annotation, biological process: tRNA processing. The record is from RefSeq and is a predicted model, not a curated record. NCBI's taxonomy places the organism in Eukaryota, Metazoa, Arthropoda, Insecta, Diptera, Drosophilidae. Gene Ontology annotation, molecular function: flavin adenine dinucleotide binding; tRNA dihydrouridine synthase activity.
CAGCUGUUGCUUGUCCACCAUGCUGCAGCUUGUUUUCUGUUUACUACAAAUUAGGUUGUGUUAUAAUUUGGUCAUUUAAGUCAAGUUUGGAUAAAAACAAGAGCACAAAGGAGCACCAAAUAUUUUGGAUUCACACAUUGCAGCAACCAAAUGAAAUGGUGAACGACAAUCGAGAAGCUAACGACAAACUGUCCGGCUAUGAGUUCUAUCAUCGCGUGCUGGGCUCACCGCGCUAUGUUGUGGCCCCAAUGGUGGAUCAAAGUGAAUUGGCGUGGCGGAUGCUCUGUCGUCGGUAUGGUGCUCAGCUCUGCUACUCGCCCAUGUUCCAUGCCAAUUUGUUUGCCAACGAUCUCAAGUAUCGCAAGGACGCACUGCAAACGUGUCCUGAGGAUAGACCUUUGAUCAUACAGUUCUGUGGCAAUGAUCCACAACAGAUACUUGAGGCAGCGCUGGCGGCACAGGAUUACUGCGAUGCUGUGGACAUUAAUCUGGGCUGUCCACAGGCCAUUGCCAAGCGUGGACACUACGGCUCUUUCCUGCAGGAUGAGUGGGAGUUAUUGUCCCAAAUUGUUCGCACCCUGCAUGAGAAGCUCUCUGUACCGGUGACCUGCAAAAUACGACGUUUUGAGGAUCGAGAGAAGACUAUUAAGUAUGCUAAAAUGCUGGAAGCUGCCGGCUGUCAAUUGCUUACGGUACAUGGACGCACACGGGAACAGAAGGGUCCACUCACUGGCAUUGCCGAUUGGAGUUACAUUAAGGAUGUGAGGCAGCACAUUAAGAUACCCAUGUUUGCCAAUGGCAAUAUUUUGGGUCUGGAGGAUGUGCAUCGCUGUCUGGACGAGACUGGCGUUGAUGGUGUCAUGACAGCCGAGGGAAAUCUACAUAAUCCCGCUUUAUUUAAAGGCAUCUCACCGCCCGUCUGGCAAAUGGCCACAGAGUACUUAGAAUUUGUGGAUAUUUAUCCAUGCCCUACCUCCUAUAUACGCGGUCAUCUCUUCAAGCUCUUUCACCAUAUCAUGAAUAUAAGACAGAACUCGGGGCUGCGGGAACAGCUGGCGACGGCCAAUCAACUGGAGCAAUUUCACAGUGUUGUGGCCAAAGUGAAGUCUAAAUACGAGGCCUAUCACACAGGUAGCGUUUCCUACGAGCCGGAAGAGAUGGAGCUUAACAUGUGCGCUGACGAAUCAGGGGAGCUGCGUCCUUGGUUGUGUCAACCUUAUAUUCGCGCUUCGCCCGAGUCUCACCGCCAGAAGAUCGCCGAAAAGGAGCGCGAAGCUAUCGAUCCGAAUCGCACAAAACGACAGUACUUUGACAAUGCUGGCAAUGAAAUCUCCCGGAAACGCAUGAAGAAGCUACGACGUCGACAGCGGCGACCCACAAAAACGGACGCACAAAUCCAACUGCGACACGAGCGUCAUCUUGAGUAUUGCACACAAUGCGCUAAUCCUCUGGGCUCCAAGUGCGAGUUUCGAUUGUGUCGCAUCUGCUGUCGGGACAAAUGCUAUGCGGAGGAUUGUGACUGCCCGGGACAUGGCAUACUCAUUAAAUCACGACGUGCCAAGGCCAAAAAAUACGAGGAGCAUUCCAGGCAGCAAAAUAUCAAUGAUUCCCAAGUUGUUGCUGAAAAGUCACAGACCAUCGAAAAUGAUGAUGAUGCAUUAACUGCCAAUAUUUCUUGAUAUCCAUUUACGGAUCUUAGCGAAUUUGUACCAUAUAAUGUAGGAAAGUACCUUUACUGUUGUUCCUAUGCCCUUGUGUGCGAAUAAAACAAAUCUACCAAGUUUAA